AUGGCGCUCUUUACGGCGCAGCUUCAUCCCGGCAGGGCCCUUGGAUUCUUCAUCCUUGGCGCGUCCGUCCACGAUGUCUUGACUCGGGUCAAGGCAGAGCCGCAAGCGUUCCCGAAACUCGAAGUCCUCUACUCCAAAGAUCAGCCCGUCACCGAACAAGUAUGCGUCGUGCUACCACAGAAUGGCAUCAGGCUGCGGUUCGACGGUCCUGAGCAGCGCCUUCGACUGAUCGAGGUGAUCGAUUUCACAAAGAGUCACAUCACCUUUAAAGAUCGAGACCUGGUACGGCCAGCUGGCGCUACUGCUCCCGAAGUACCUGGAGAGUCAUCGGCAGGGCCGACUUUCAGACACAUAUAUCAUCGACUGCUGGGCCCAACGUACGCGGGCGAGUUUAUACCCCCGGCGGGCUCUCAGGGCAACGGAAUAUACGUGCUAUCAUACCCUGGCGUGGCUUUCAACUUCUCGGUGCCUACAUCAGUAUACUCGGCAGACAAAGAUGUUGUCUCAUUACUUUCUGCCUCGUCGUCUCAAAUUGCAACUUCCAUGGCGAUAUUUAGCGGGAAUUCUUGGGCGGAAGUACGGCCAACGCUUUGGACGGAGGUGCUGCCUAGCGUCAAGCUGACUUCGAUGCUACCUCGAGGAAAAGACGUUUACCCUGAUGAAGUGUCUUUGGUACGACUACAUGGUGGAGGCAAGAUACAGCUAUUUCGAAAAUGGACCACCAGUUCUUUUUGGGUUAUUCUUGGAGAGACAACGCCGCAGGAUCUGGUGGCAGAACUUGGGCCGCCGAAUGCGAUAUAUCGCAAGAAUGAUCAGAAAAUGGUCAUCCACAAGAUGCGAGCUGCCAGUAAUACACAUGGACGCCCUAGUAUGAAGGACCUAGGGCGACCGGACGAGUCAACGGACACAGAUCAGUCAUCAAUGCACACCGGGUCUGAUGAAUCAGAGAAUGAAGCCGCGGUUGAGGAAGAUGGAGGAAGCAAUGCGUCAGGAGAGUGUUUCUACAAUUAUUUCUAUUUUGGCUUUGACAUACUCAUGUCUACGCCUGUUCCCCCCUCCAGCCUACCCCCCGGCGAGACGAAGGUGCCAGACGAUAUUGGGAAUGGAAUCAAGACUCAUGCUCCUGAUCGGCUAGUCGCGACAAAGUUGGUGCUCCAUGGUAACAUACCCGGCUCAUACGAGUUCAACCGCCACCGCCGAUGUCGAUGGGAGAUUAGCUACCUGGAUGACCUGUCUAGCGAUGCCGGCCCCGUCAACUCGGAGAUGGAAUUCAAGACGAUUGAGAAUCUUAUGAGCAGAAAAUGGGAGGGGGUCUAUCCCACGGACAAGACUCAGCCACGACAAGGGGGUAUGGUCCUGAACCGCGGCUGGGGAGACAGCCCAGGCAGCAGCUGCGAGUUUCUCGGCGGUUGGGAGGAAAGCGGGGCGAGAAGACCAGAGGCGAAUGGCGAUUCUACGACUACGCUGUAUGGAUUUCCAGGGAUGGUGUUUGAGGUCUUGAAGAAUGAUUAUGUUAAUACAUUGACGGUGUUUUGA
Trichoderma asperellum CBS 433.97 is the source of this 1536-nucleotide messenger RNA. RefSeq lists its product as uncharacterized. Lineage: Eukaryota; Fungi; Ascomycota; Sordariomycetes; Hypocreales; Hypocreaceae. The record is from RefSeq and is a predicted model, not a curated record. Gene Ontology annotation, cellular component: trans-Golgi network. Gene Ontology annotation, biological process: Golgi to plasma membrane protein transport.